AUGUGCAACCUGAGAGGCGAGGAUAUGCGGCGAGAGGGAGUGGGCAUCGCAGUCUGGUGGUGGGGUUGGCCCGGGGUCCCAGGUGCGUCCGAGCAGCGCUGCCCGUUGGGGGACUUCCCAAGGACCCCGGGUUCUAUUGUGGAUGUUAUUGUUGGGAAAGACGAAAAAGGCAGAAAGAUUCCAGAAUAUCUAAUCCAUUUUAAUGGUUGGAACAGAAGCUGGGAUAGGUGGGCAGCUGAAGAUCAUGUCCUUCGAGAUACUGACGAAAAUCGGAGAUUACAGCGGAAACUGGCAAGAAAAGCUGUAGCUCGCCUAAGCACAGGAAGAAAAAAGAAGCGCUGCCGAUUGCCUGGUGUCGAUUCUGUCUUAAAAAGCCUCCCCGUUGAAGAAAAAGAUAAAAGUGAUGAAAACUCUGUAAGCACUUCCUCUGGUGACAGCAGUGAAGAAAAGGAUGGAGCAAUAAGUGAAGAAAGUGACAUUGAAGAAAAGACUGAAGUGAAGGGACAACUGGAGCCGCGCAGGAAAAGGGCGAUGGACGAAAGGGCAAUCACUAUAGACAUCCCCGACGUUCUGAAGAAGAAGUUGGAGGACGAUUGCUACUACAUCAACAGGAGGAAACGGUUAGUGAAACUUCCGUGCCAGACCAACAUCAUCACGAUCUUGGAAUCGUACGUGAAGCAUUUCGCUAUCAAUGCAGCCUUUUCUGCUACUGAGCGGCCCCGGCAUCAUCACGCGAUGGCCCAAGCCAGCAUGAAUGUGAAUUACAUCCCGGCAGAAAAGAACGUUGACCUUUGCAAGGAGAUGGUGGACGGAUUAAGAAUAACCUUUGAUUAUACUCUCCCGUUGCUUUUGCUGUACCCAUACGAACAAGUUCAGUAUAAAAAGGUGACUUCGUCCAAAUUUUUUCUUCCCAUUAAGGAAAGUGCCACCAGCACCAGUAGAUCUGUUCCUUCCGAAGAAACACCCGUGCAUAGCAGAUCCUCCUCACCUGUCCCCGUGACCCCCAGCAAGGAAGGCAGCGCGGUGUUCGCCAGCUUCGAAGGCAGAAGGACUAAUGAGAUCAAUGAGGUCCUCUCCUGGAAACUUGUACCCGAGAGUUACCCUCCGGGCGACCAGCCGCCUCCGCCCUCUUACAUUUAUGGGGCGCAACACUUGCUGCGAUUGUUUGUGAAACUUCCAGAAAUCCUUGGAAAGAUGGCCUUUUCUGAGAAGAACCUGAAGGCUUUACUGAAGCACUUUGAUCUCUUUCUGAGGUUUUUAGCAGAGUACCAUGACGACUUCUUCCCAGAGUCUGCCUAUGUCGCCGCCUGUGAGGCGCACUACAGCACUAAGAACCCCAGGGCCAUGUACUAGCGGCCGUGGCUCUGCAAGAAUAGCUUCUCUGCGGAGCUCUGCGCUCUUGCUCCCCAGGGGAGAGCUGGGGAGCCGGUGAGAGAGGCGAUGCCCACCCUAGGGGGGGGCACUACAGAGACGGGCCCAGUUCUUUGAGUUACUACAUCCUGUAGUUAUUUCUCUUAAGUAGUACUUUUUUGAUGCCUGAACAGCCUGCAACAUCUGACCCCAGCCACUGCACGCGCCACCUGUGGCGGCCGAAGAGAGCAGCCGUGUCCCUAGUGAGAUGUUAGGAGAAAUGCGCGCAGGUCAGGCUGUUUCAGUAGGAAUUGGCAUUAUUAGCAGUAACCCCCCUUUUUAGUUCUUCGUUAGCACUAAGCAAAAUGGUUUUUGCAAACCUCUUCUUAGAUGAUAACUGAGCAACUCAAAUAAGUUUUCGUUUUGCUCGGAAACUGCCAAGUCGUCCCCGAAAAUUUUAGAAGGAAUUGCUGUUGAAGGCCAAAGAAAAGGGGCAGCUAGACAUUUGCUUGCCGUUCCUUUUCUGUAGAAGCUUAUUUUGGGUGAUCUAAAGAAAGCCUUGCCUGACUUGUUUGAGAUUUUACAGUUCUACUCCGUUGUGUAAUGUGCCGCUUCCCGUUCUGUGAGAUGUUAUUUUUGAGGUCCUAAAUAAAGCCGAGCCCGUCUUGUUGGAAGGAGCCAGGAGAGAGUUGGCAGUCUGGCCUUGUCCUUUCUUUAGUGCAAAGAACAGUCAGGUCACUUCUUGGCUCUUAACUUCU
This is a messenger RNA of Myotis davidii, 2108 nucleotides long. It is a transcript of the gene MSL3, whose product is annotated as male-specific lethal 3 homolog (Drosophila). Gene Ontology annotation, biological process: regulation of DNA-templated transcription; chromatin organization. The transcript has 13 exons. Bases 1 to 1353 code for a protein of 450 amino acids. Gene Ontology annotation, cellular component: MSL complex; NuA4 histone acetyltransferase complex; nucleus. The record is from RefSeq and is a predicted model, not a curated record. NCBI's taxonomy places the organism in Eukaryota, Metazoa, Chordata, Mammalia, Chiroptera, Vespertilionidae.